Sphenostylis stenocarpa is the source of this 603-nucleotide messenger RNA. The record is from the annotation of a GenBank genome assembly. Lineage: Eukaryota; Viridiplantae; Streptophyta; Magnoliopsida; Fabales; Fabaceae.
AUGACCUUCAAACCUCUUCCCAGUCUCCUUCUCUUUCUCCUCCUUGCAUCCGCAAUUUCCCACUUAGCCCUCGCUGGAAAGCGCAAGGUCCACAUCACCGACGACUUGGACGAUGUGUUCGAUGACGAGGAGGACGAUGCGUGGAAGGAAUGGGGCAAGAAACCUGGACCCUCUUUCCCCCCCUCUGAUUUUUCCAAGAUGGAUCCCUCGCAGAUCCAGGAGGAGAUGAUGAAGCGUCACGUCGGACCCGCCAUCGGAUUCGUCAAGCUCCGGGUUGGGGCUCACCGGACUCCGGACAUGGUAGCUGAAUUUGCCAUGAAAUGGACACAAGUUCUGAGAACUGGAGCUGUUGGAGUAAGGUUUAUGGGUGUUGAUCUGCAUACAAUCAUGUUCAACUUGGAAAACAUCAAAGACUUGGAGGAGUUGAAGGAAUUCGUCUUGGACCAAUCAGAGGCUUAUGAGAUUAAAAUGGGGGAUCAAUUUUUUAGAAGACCUGGAGAUCCACCUCUUGAUGAAGUUAUUGAAAAGCUCAAUAGAGAUAAGGCCAAAGCAGACAAUGUUGAUACAGAGGAAAUUGAUGGAAGUGUUAAAACAGAGUUGUAA